Molecule: messenger RNA, 1098 nt
Organism: Aspergillus pseudotamarii
Lineage: Eukaryota; Fungi; Ascomycota; Eurotiomycetes; Eurotiales; Aspergillaceae
Product: NAD(P)-dependent alcohol dehydrogenase
Exons: 2
Coding region: 1-1098 (365 amino acids)
Biological process (GO): alcohol metabolic process
Molecular function (GO): zinc ion binding; alcohol dehydrogenase (NADP+) activity
Source: RefSeq, a predicted model, not a curated record
AUGACUAGCGACAGCAAUUCUGAUUACGUCUUCCAGGGAUGGAUGGGCCUUGACAAGGACUCCGUUGGUAACAUGAAAUGGCAGACCUAUGAACCGAAACCAUGGGAAGAAACCGACGUCGAUAUUAAAAUCACUCACUCCGGUAUUUGUGGAUCUGAUAUACACACGCUUCGUAGUGGAUGGGGCCCAACCAUGUACCCGUGCGUGGUCGGCCACGAGAUUGUCGGUAUCGCCGUGCGGGUGGGAUCCGAAGUGAAACAUGUCAAAGUGGGCGACCGUGUUGGAGUUGGCGCACAGUCUGACUCCUGUCGCAACCGAACGGGUAAAUGCAACGACUGCUCUUCGGGGCGGGAGAACCUUUGCUGGAGAGAAGGCCGCACUGACACUUACAAUGGCGUCUAUUUGAACGGCGGCAAGUCUUACGGUGGUCACGCCGACUACAAUCGUGCUCCGGGCCAUUUCGUAAUCAAAAUCCCCGACCAGCUGAACCCUGCCCACGCGGCUCCGAUGCUCUGCGGUGGGGUCACAACGUAUACACCAUUGAAGGCGAACGGGUGCGGACCGGGCAAGCGCGUUGGAGUGAUCGGUGUAGGUGGACUGGGUCAUUUUGCGAUUUUGUGGGCGAAGGCUCUUGGCGCCGAUCGGGUGGUUGGGGUUUCACGCAGGGAGUCCAAGCGUGCAGAUGUGUUGAAACUAGGUGCCGAUGACUACAUCGCUACCGAGGAUGAGAAGGACUGGGCUCAGACUCAUGCCGCCAGUUUAGAUCUCAUUAUUUGCACGGUUUCAUCGCCAGAUAUGCCGCUACGGGACUACUUGGGCUUGCUGGAUUCCUAUGGUCGGUUGGUCCAGGUGGGUGCGCCUGAGGAUCAGCUUCCUGUUCUUCACGCGUUCGACUUCAUUCCGAAAGGGAAGUCGCUUUCAGGCAGCGUUAUCGGGUCACCGAAGGAGAUCGAGGAGAUGCUGCAGCUGGCGGUUGAGAAAAAUGUUCAGCCAUGGGUGGUGGAACGGCCGCUCAGUGACGCGAACCAGGCAUUUAUCGAUAUGGACAACGGUCUAGCCAGAUAUCGGUAUACACUUGUAAAUGAGAAGCAUAUUUAA